CACGUUAUAAUUAUCACACCUCUAUCUCUAUAUUGCUAUUUCCGCCCUCUCUCUCUAAAUCCGUUUCAUCGCAAUUCCUUGGGAUCUCAAAAAUGGAGCACCGAACUCUGGAAAUCACUCUUCAAUCGGGGAGAGACUUGAACAAAGUGAAUCUGAUCUCGAAGAUGGACGUCUACGCCGUCGUUUCCAUCUCCGGCGGCGACAAGAGCUCCAAGCAGAAGACCAGGUCUCCGGUCGACCACGACGGCGACGCCAACCCCACCUGGAACUUCACCAUGAAUUUCACCGUCGACGAGGCCGCCCUGCAGGCCAACCGCCUCACCCUCGACUUCAAGCUCGUCUGCGAGCGCGCCCUCGGCGACAAGGACGUCGGCGAGGUCAGCGUCCCCAUCAAGGAGCUCCUCGAUUCCGCCGACGGCAAGAAAUUCCUCAGCUACCAAGUCCGCAAACCCAGCGGCAAACCCAAGGGCCAGCUCACCUUCUCCUGCAAAUUCAGCGACAAAAUCGCCGCCGCCACCGCCGGUAAAACCGAUUUUACCGGGUAUCCUGCCGGAACUAGCUCCGGUUAUCCACCUGCCGGAGCUUACCCGCCGCCGUCGGGCUAUCCGGCGGUUGAGGCAGGCGGCCAUUAUCCACCGCCGGUGGCUUACCCGGCGGCGGAGGGUAGUGGACAAUAUCCGCCGCCGCAGCCGGCGUAUCCUGCGGUGGCGGAGGGAAGUGGACAUUAUCCGCCGCCGCCGCCGGCAGGAUAUCCGGUGGUCGGCGAUGCUCAUAAGCCGGGAGGAUAUCCGCCGCUGCCGCCGGCAGGUUAUCCGGUGGUCGGCGAUGCUCAUAAGCCGGGAGGAUAUCCGCCGGCAGGUUAUCCGGUGGUCGGCGAUGCUCAUAAGCCGGGAGGAUAUCCGGUGCCGCCACCGCCGGCUGGGUACGGUUAUCCGGCGCAGCCGCCGCCGGGGUACGGGUAUCCGCCGCAGCAGGGCUAUGGGUACCCGCCGGUGGCGGCGCAGCAGCAGAAGAAAAAGAAUAAGUUUGGGUUGGGAUUGGGGGCUGGGCUUCUCGGCGGGGCUAUCGGCGGAAUGUUGAUCGGAGAUGCGAUUUCCGACGGGGCGGAUUUUGACGGCGGAUUUGACGGAGGUUUUGAUUUCUGAGUUUAUUUAAUAUAUUAUCGUUGAAUUUGAUGUUGCUUGUUGAAUUUUGUUUACUUCUAAUUAAUGUAUAUUAUGAAUUAAGUCUCAAUUUCAUAUCAUAACUACUGUUUGAUUGGGGUAUAUUCGAUUAA
Salvia splendens (bonfire salvia) is the source of this 1276-nucleotide messenger RNA. RefSeq names its product protein SRC2-like. The transcript has a single exon. NCBI's taxonomy places the organism in Eukaryota, Viridiplantae, Streptophyta, Magnoliopsida, Lamiales, Lamiaceae. Bases 93 to 1145 code for a protein of 350 amino acids. Gene Ontology annotation, biological process: defense response. The record is from RefSeq and is a predicted model, not a curated record.